Messenger RNA from Aspergillus oryzae RIB40, 1704 nucleotides. RefSeq lists its product as uncharacterized. Lineage: Eukaryota; Fungi; Ascomycota; Eurotiomycetes; Eurotiales; Aspergillaceae. The transcript has 4 exons. The record is from RefSeq and is a predicted model, not a curated record. Bases 1 to 1704 code for a protein of 567 amino acids.
AUGUAUCUUGCACGCGCUUGGUUAGCCUUGUGGCUUGUACUACACGCCCAGCAGGGUCAGACUCUGGUGCUCGAGGAAAUCAGUCAUACGCAGGUGGAGCCGAAUCCCCUGGUUGUGCGUGGCGUUGAGCACACGAACCUUGAUCUACUCAAACAAGACUCAUUUUAUUACAGUGGGGAACAAAAUGGCCAGUCAUCUUUCGCCAACUUCACAGUCUCACUUGACGGCGAGCAAGAGAAUAUUGUGUCCAUGGAACGUUUUGAGGACCUUCUCGAGUCAAUUCACUGCACCAACACCAGUGUAGUUAUGAGCUUCAAGGAGGAGCAAGCCUUUACCUACGCAGAGCACGCCUGGCAAUGGGUCAAUGAUAUGGGUAACCGCACUUUCGUAUUGAUAGUUGGAAAGGGCUGCUGCAAAUGGAACACCAACAGGCUUCCAUUCAUCAUUUCCAAAGUUACAUCCGACGAAAACACCAAGACAAUGAAGCUUCAUGGUAAAGGCUCAAGCUGGCUCGAGAUCGCACAUACCUAUGAGCUCAAUAUAGGAAAGCAAAGGGCCUCCACUUCCACAGCAAGACGUGAUAUUGACCGAUCAGCAUCUCUGGAAUUCAACCAUGUCAUACCAGUGAAAAGUGGAAGACUUCCAGAUGAUAAUAUCGACGUUACUUGGGAAUGUGCUGAUUGUAGCACUCAAGGUGCUUUUGAACUUGAUUUUCACGUGAAGACCGUUGCUGGAAUUCCCAAGACCGGAAGCUUGCACCUUAGCCCUAACGCUGUAUCAGCCACCUUUAUGCCACGACUUGCAUUUGAUGGUGACCUCAAGGACCAGAAGAGCGGAGAGAUUGAUCUAGGAAGGAUUCCUAUCACUGGAAUCUCCAUUCCAGGCGGCAUCCUGAACAUCGGACCUCAAAUGGUUUUCAGUCUUGGAUAUGUCAUCGGUCCAUUGACUGGGUCUGCUACCGUCACGGCUGGUAUUACUGCCAACCUCGAUGAUUCUGCUGAGGUAUCCAUAGACCUUGAAUCUCGUAGCGUGGACUCAGAUGGCUGGACGCCUUCUGUCGAGGCCAUUCCUAUGUCAGUGGAUGCGGAACUAGAGGGUGAAAUUGAGCUUUAUCCUAAAGCAUCCUUGCAGAUUUCUGCCCAGGUAAUAGGUAAUGUCCCCGUUUCAACUAAUAAAACGUCUAGGCUAACAGAAAUAGGCAAGGGAGUCGAAGUCGGUCUUAAUUUGAAACCAAGUCUUGCUGCUACUAUGGCUGCUAUACAUUCGACUGAUGGAGCCUGUCCUGAUGAUCCCAAACACCGAGAGAAUGGCAUCACCGUCGACCCAUCCGCGAGUGUUAGUCUCAACUUUGAAGCCACAUUUGGUGAUAACAACGGCGAACCGGAUGUCAAUCAUGUUCUUGCUGAAUAUACUGCACCACUUGAGUCACGAUGUUACCCGCUCGGUCCUGAACCUAGCAGUACUCCGACUCCUUCAGGAAGUCCAACACCAUCCAGUAGUGCUCAUCCAACAUCCUCAGAAAUUCCAUCAUCUUCCUCGGAUGCUCCAAUAUCGUCUACUACCCCUUCAUCGGUCCCGCCAAGCUCAUCAACAUCGCCUUCUUCCUCCAUCCUUCCAUCCACCUCGUCAGCAACUCAGCCAAGCAAACGCGCGCACCACCACCACCGUCGUAUGGGCUCUCAUCAGCGUCAUAGGCUCUUGUAG